AUGGCACACUUCCACCUGGCCGAGUGCUAUCGCAAAGGGCUUGGAGUUGACCAAGACCACACCAAGGCUGUCGAGUUGUACCGCAGUCUGGCAGAUCGUGGAAUCCCUCAGGCCCAAGUUGCCCUCGGUCGAUGCUUCGAGAAUGGCGAAGGUGUCGACCAAGACUUUGACUCAGCCAUCGAGUGGUAUUCCAAGGCUGCCGCCCAAGGAUAU
Molecule: messenger RNA, 213 nt
Organism: Polychytrium aggregatum
Lineage: Eukaryota; Fungi; Chytridiomycota; Chytridiomycetes; Polychytriales
Product: Sel1 repeat family protein
Exons: 1
Molecular function (GO): protein binding
Source: RefSeq, a predicted model, not a curated record